AUGACCUCCAUUUCACAAUACAAGAGGACGGAAGUUAUUGGGCGAGGUAAAUUUGGCGUUGUUUACAAAGCCUACCACAAACAAACUAAACAAGUUUAUGCCAUUAAAGUACUCAAUUUGGACACGGAAGAGGAAGAUAUUAUAGAUGUUCAACAGGAAAUACAGUUUUUAACGGAGUUGAAGAACGUUCCCAAUAUCACUCACUAUUAUGGUUCGAUACUAAAUGACACCAAAUUGUGGAUCAUGAUGGACUAUUGUGCAGGGGGCUCUCUCAGGACUCUUCUAAAGCCAGGAGUUAUGGAGGAGAAAUACAUUGGAGUUAUUGUCAGGGAAUUGCUACUGACUUUGAGUGCAGUGCACAAGUUGGGUGUUAUACAUCGUGAUUUGAAAGCGGCCAACGUCUUGAUUUCAAAAGACGGCAAUGUCCAACUUUGCGAUUUUGGUGUUGCAGCAAAAGUUGUGUCAAACUCUUCAAAACGAACAACUAUGGCAGGAACCCCUUAUUGGAUGGCUCCCGAGGUUAUCAAGUCUGGUGAAGCCUACAACAGCAAAGCAGAUAUAUGGUCAUUGGGAAUUACUGUAUAUGAAAUAGCGACAGGUAAUCCCCCCUAUUGUGAUAAAGAUGCAUCUUGGGCAAUGCAAUUGAUUUCGAAAGCAACUCCCCCUCGUCUUGAAGGGAGAGACUAUUCACCAGUGUUGAAAGAAUGUGUUGCCUUGUGUUUAGAUGAAAAUCCAGAGGAGAGACCUUCUGCAGAUGAGCUUCUUCGCUGUAAACUUGUUAAAACAUAUAAACACUGUCCAACAAGCACCCUCAAAGAAGUUAUAACCAGGUAUUUACUAUGGCGAGAUAGAAACUCUUCAAGAGAUUCAGUGUUUAUAAACUUGGAGAAUGAGCAAGAAGACACGGUUGACGAAAUUGUGCAGAACGAACUCCCAGGGUAUGAUUAUGUCGAAAACAAUACUGACCAUAUACAAGUGAAAUGGGACUUUGACUCUUUGGAAUCCAGGGAAUAUAUCAAGGAGAACGAAAUCGAUAUGAAUAAUCUUGAUUAUAGCAAACAAUUCGACACCGAGAAAGACCUCUAUUCCUAUUCGACGUUGCCUACGUUGAAAGCAAAUAUGUCGACCAUCGGAAAUUCCCUGGCCGCUGUGACCAAAUCGGUGGCGGACAUACCGAAAUCAUUACAAAUGUUAUUUGAAGACCCAAACGAAAAGAAAAAUGACCAGACUAUCUUGCAGCUACCAAACUUGCUUAGUUCUAAUGAUAGAACAGAAUCACCCACAAUUGAAAUUCCAGAUAUGGAUGCGCUCUCAAAUUAUCCAUCCUCUUCAUCGCUACUACAUAAUAACCAAAGCGUACCUACCCUCGCCAAACCUCCAACCCUACACCACACCCAGUCUGCUUCCGGAAAUUUGGAAUCUAGAUUCAACCAGAUGAAUACGUCCCCAACUGAGCGUCGGCCACGAAAAAAGACUAUUUCGAAUACCUUAGGUGCUUCAUCAAUUUUAUCUCCUUCUGCUGUUGGAGUAACGCCACAUACUCCGCCCUACACGAUGGGUUCUGGUGUUAGAACCCCAUCACCGAAGCCACCCUCUAGUGCGAAUGGUGUAAUAGCUUCUGGCCUUAACUCCAAAAGCGGCUCUCCAUCCAAGAUGAAAGCUCUUCAGGGAAGCCAUAAUCCUCUUUUGCAACCUAUCAACUUUAAAUACGGUACCAAUGAUAACCAUGCCGAAGUUGCUGGUGGUGGUUCAGUGCCACCCGGGCAAGCACCCCCCCACCUUCCACAUCAGCAGUCCAUGCCAAUUCUCCCUCAUUCUGCUGCUGCAUCAUCUAGUGCUUCUUCAAACAUGAAAUCCAGGAGAAAUAAACCGGGCUUCAUACAAAUGCCUACACCAUCGAACAGUAUAAAUGUCCUUUCAGCGUUGACCGGUGAGACUCAAGAGGACGAUAACGUUAACCAGUUUGGUAUAAAUCCUGCUCAUGCUGCAAAUAUGCCUAUAUCUAUGACCCCAGUUACGGAAAAAGAACCCCCUCAAUAUGCAAUGAAGAAUGAAGAUAGUGCUGAAAAAACGGCAACAAGUACAAAAGAUAGUACUACACCUGUAUCUACAAUUAGGCCACAUCAAAAUAGUAUACUGGCACAGAAGAAAACGCAACCUUCCCCUUCAAGCUCGAGUGCACUAUCAAAUGGCCCCAUCCAUCAUCAUCAUCAUCAUCAUCAAAACACAAAUUCUACCAUUUCGAAAGGUACUACACCCAGCUACUCUCUGUCCAAUACUACCUCAACGCCAUCCACAUCUUCCGUGCCUUUUCCUACAAUUCCUACCCUCAAGAGCGACUUUUUCAUUGAUUCCACUACCAACAAGAGUAAACUUGUGAGCGAAUUGGACUCGAUAAUAAAGCUAUUCAAUCAGGGUCUAGAUGCAUUGGAAACACACUUGUAA
Molecule: messenger RNA, 2445 nt
Organism: Lodderomyces orthopsilosis Co 90-125
Lineage: Eukaryota; Fungi; Ascomycota; Pichiomycetes; Serinales; Debaryomycetaceae
Gene: KIC1
Product: putative serine/threonine protein kinase
Exons: 1
Coding region: 1-2445 (814 amino acids)
Biological process (GO): protein phosphorylation
Molecular function (GO): protein kinase activity; ATP binding
Source: RefSeq, a predicted model, not a curated record